Molecule: messenger RNA, 629 nt
Organism: Paraphaeosphaeria sporulosa
Lineage: Eukaryota; Fungi; Ascomycota; Dothideomycetes; Pleosporales; Didymosphaeriaceae
Exons: 3
Coding region: 147-629 (160 amino acids)
Source: RefSeq, a predicted model, not a curated record
CUGCUCUUUUGCGACGGCAGCCAUCAAUUGUUCGUGCACAGAUACGAAGGAUGGCAUGAUGCGCUCUCACUCCUUCUGCUCCAUCACGCGUCGCAAAUGAAACCCUGAUAUCAAUCAGGUCCUCUAAACUCGCCUCAACGCCUACAAUGGCUACACCCACAGUAUGGGCCAACUACGUGCCACCACGAGGCCAAUGCAACUACAAGCCAUCCAUAAUGUCGGCCAAGUGCCCUUGCCUACGGUUCAUGUUACAUCCCCUGAAGAGCACGUCUAGCUUCGAAUGUGACGGCUGCGCGCACCACGCAUCCUUCCACAGCAUGGAAAACAAGGAAGAAGACGAGAUCCGGAAGCGAUGGGAGCAGGAGGCUCGGGACAAGGCUCAUUGGGAGCAGCAGGGAGGCCUCGACCGGCCGCGCAAGCGGCCGAGGGAGAUUAAUUAUGGCCGCGGAGAUGCAGCAAGCUCACAAGUCCGGACAAUCGAAGCUGGUAUCGCUACACCAGACGAGGAAACGGCGAGUAAGUCUGGGAGUGCGAGGGUUGUGGCAAAGGGUAAGGGCAAGGGCUUGCGCGCCAAAGGAAGAAUCACGGAGAUACCUGAAGAUGACGAGGAUUAUAUCGAGCUGGAUUGA